This is a messenger RNA of Protobothrops mucrosquamatus (brown spotted pit viper), 1866 nucleotides long. Its product is annotated as guanine nucleotide-binding protein G(i) subunit alpha-2. Lineage: Eukaryota; Metazoa; Chordata; Lepidosauria; Squamata; Viperidae. The record is from RefSeq and is a predicted model, not a curated record. Gene Ontology annotation, biological process: adenylate cyclase-modulating G protein-coupled receptor signaling pathway; gamma-aminobutyric acid signaling pathway. Bases 1 to 615 code for a protein of 204 amino acids. Gene Ontology annotation, molecular function: G-protein beta/gamma-subunit complex binding; G protein-coupled receptor binding; GTPase activity. The transcript has 6 exons. Gene Ontology annotation, cellular component: heterotrimeric G-protein complex.
AUGAAUAUACGCUACCUGAAUGAUUUGGAGAGGAUAGGCAGAAUGGAUUAUAUCCCAACCCAGCAAGAUGUGCUGAGAACCAGAGUGAAGACUACAGGCAUUGUAGAGACUCAUUUUACCUUCAAGGACUUGCAUUUCAAGAUGUUUGAUGUUGGGGGCCAGAGGUCUGAGAGAAAAAAAUGGAUCCAUUGCUUUGAAGGAGUUACAGCCAUUAUCUUCUGUGUUGCUCUUAGUGCCUAUGACUUAGUUCUGGCUGAAGAUGAAGAAAUGAAUCGGAUGCAUGAAAGUAUGAAGCUGUUUGAUAGUAUCUGUAACAAUAAGUGGUUCACAGAUACUUCCAUCAUUCUUUUCCUCAACAAGAAGGAUCUUUUUGAAGAGAAGAUCAUCCACAGUGCUUUGAGUAUCUGCUUCCCAGAGUACACAGGGGCCAACCGAUAUGAUGAAGCUGCAGGCUAUAUUCAGAACAAGUUUGAGGAGUUGAACAAGAGAAAGGACACCAAGGAGAUCUACACCCACUUCACUUGUGCCACUGAUACCAAGAAUGUGCAGUUUGUCUUUGAUGCUGUCACUGAUGUCAUCAUCAAAAACAACCUGAAGGACUGUGGGCUCUUUUAGCUCUUCAGAUGGCAUCUACUGAGGAAAAUAGAAAGGAUACUUGAACUGCUCCAUAUGAGGAAGAGGCUGGUGUUGAUGAAGGGAGGACUGCAUCAUUUAACAACUUCUGCUUCUUAAGUUUUGUUCCAUUCCUUUAAAUAUUCCUAAUGAUGAGACUUUGGCAAUUCUUCCUGUCCAAAGGACAGGGCCCAUUGUUUCCCCUGCUCUGUGCUGUCUAGUUGCCUCCUGCAGGCUGUUUGUCUUCUCCCUGUGUGCCCACAAAGCCUUACUAAAGUACCAAUGAUUGGUGACUUGCCAUAGUUGUAACAUUUCCAUAUAUGCCCCUUUUUUUCCUCUUUCUUUAACUGAAAUCCGGAUGGUAGCAAGUCAAAGGGCUUUGGAUAUGUUUGCCAUGCUCUUUACCUUCUUUUUUAAGAUACAAAGUGGGGUUUGGGAGUGUUUGUUUUUUUUCCCUUUUGCUUUAUUUUUGUCCAAGCAACUUUCUGUCUGGCCCUGCCAAAGCAAUUUACAGUUCAUUUGUUUUUGUUUUUGUUUUGUUUUUUAACCUUCCAUCAAGUGGAGCUCUUGCCAUGGAGCAAGUUUUUCAGCUCCUACCUCUGUAAUUUGCACAGACCAGCAAAAAAAUAAAAUAACAUUCCUUAAGAGUAAAUUUGUGCAGGAAAAGCUGGUCUAUUGUUUUAUAAGAAACCCUUUUUAAAAAAAUCAUAUUUAAAAUGUCCAGUAGUAAACGGUUGAGUUGCCCAGUAUGAGCUCAUCUUCUCUAGUAAAUUUGUGCCUUGAGGGUGUCUGUUAUGUUUACAUCUGUUCCUUAGUUUGCUUCAACGUGCAUUGUGUUUAGAAUAGAAUACAGUGGGUUCCUUCCCGUUUUCCAGCCCUUCUCUCCCUUUUUUGCUGUGGACCAGGCCAAGCUUUUUAUGAGGGGGCAGUGCCCAUGCAUUAAAACAUGUUUCUUCCUGGACACAGAAUUAGGUUCCUAAGGGCUAAGAUUCCACUAAGCAAUGUCAACUUCUUUCCAUUCCUUUGUGCCCCACCCCAGGGCCCGAGGGUGCACCUGAGGUUGCUGUAAUGUCAGGUCUAUUUUCAUGUCUUUUCUUAGCUCUAACUGUAGUGUCAGCUGAAGAAACGCUGCUGUAUGUAAGCGGUCCUGCCUGCUGUGCAGUUGAUGGGCACUGGGCCAUUAGUAACCGUCAGACGCAGCCUAGCUUUUAUCACGUUUUACCAAAUUGUUCACAUGGUUUGAAAUAAUAAAAA